AUGAUACAUGAAGAUUUUCUACAAUUUUUUGAGAUUGAAAGUCCAACUGGUGAAUCUUUGGCAAGUUCCAAAUUAAAUAGUUUAAGUAAAUGUGGAAUUGAUUGUAAUUAUCUAUAUGGACAGGGCUAUGACGGAGCUAGUAAUAUGUCUGGACAAUUUAAAGGAGUUCAAAAUAUUGUUAUAUCAAAAUACCCUAAAGCUGUAUAUGUCCAUUAUGCAGCACAUUCAUUGAACAUGGCUGUAUCAACUGCAAAUAUUCCUCCAAAUACGCUGUCGACAUUUUUAAAAAAUAAGGCGGAUAUUUUAAAACAAUUUCAAAACAAUAAAGGUGACUGUAAAAGAUCAAAACCAGCAGAAUUACCAAAUGUAGAGGUAUGUUUAUUCAAAUGGUUUACUCAAUGUAGAGAUAAAAAUAUACCUAUAAGUGGACCAAUACUAAAAGAAAAAGCAGAAUAUUUCGUAACUCAAUUUGGUUAUUCUAAUUUUAAAGCAAGUCAAGGCUGGUUAGGAAAUUGGAAAAAUCGUCAUAACAUAAUUUUUCGUAAAAUAUGUGGUGAAAGUGCUUCUGUAAAUGACUCUUUAUGUAAUGAAUGGUUAGGAAAGUUAUCAAACAUCAUAAAAGAAUAUUCUCCCGAUGAUGUAUUUAAUGUGGAUGAGACAGCAUUGUUUUUUAAAUGCCUACCCGACCGCACUUAUAUUUUGAAAGGGGAAACUUGUUCAGGUGGCAAACAAAGCAAGGAACGGAUAACAAUUCUUUUAGGAUCAAAUAUGUCAGGUUCCGAAAAAAUUAAACCACUUAUAAUCGGGAAAUCAACUAAACCACGAUGAUUUAAAGGAGUAAAGAGUUUACCAUUACAUUAUGAGUCAAACAA
Molecule: messenger RNA, 872 nt
Organism: Daktulosphaira vitifoliae (grape phylloxera)
Lineage: Eukaryota; Metazoa; Arthropoda; Insecta; Hemiptera; Phylloxeridae
Product: tigger transposable element-derived protein 6-like
Exons: 3
Coding region: 1-828 (275 amino acids)
Cellular component (GO): nucleus
Molecular function (GO): DNA binding
Source: RefSeq, a predicted model, not a curated record